Xyrichtys novacula (pearly razorfish) is the source of this 5154-nucleotide messenger RNA. The record is from the annotation of a GenBank genome assembly. NCBI's taxonomy places the organism in Eukaryota, Metazoa, Chordata, Actinopteri, Labriformes, Labridae.
GAGGAAUUUUCACGUAGACGCCCCGUGUGUCCUGCAAAAACAACUCGUAUAAAAGAAAAAAGAUUAACCUUCUGUACAGCAUAUUGCGAAGACGAGCUGGGUUGUUAAAAGUUAUCGUUUUUGCGAAAACGGGCUGAUUAGUUUGGUUUAGUUCGCAAAUGAUAGUUUUUUACGACACUAACAAUACGUUACGAAACAGAAUUUACAGCAGAGAAUCACAUGAAUGUAAUUGUUCUUUGUCGAAUGAUACCAUCAUAAUGUGACUUCAAAAUUGAUCAGAUGUAACUUGGAGCGAUCUGAGAAAUUUAGUGUUCGGAAAAUCCGAGGAAGCCCUGAAUGCGAACCAGCUUGCUCGGAACAAUACUGCCACCAACUGAUAUAUCAGGAGAACUGUCGGCACGCUUCGAAACAUAUACAACAACAUUUUUCUUUUUUAAACCGGGGUUUUACCACUUUAAUUAAAUUUAACUUUAUUUCUUAAGCUUUGAAAUCAAAACUCAUUUGAAUGACUUUUAACGGUCGGCAUUUUAAGUUGGCCUAUGUUGGAAGAAGAAGCAUCCCCACUCUGAUUGGCUGCGAGGUACAUCCUGUUGCGCAGCGAACCAAUCAAAAGGCUCCCUCUGUUGUGUUUUGAAUUAGCUCGAUUUUAACCGUCUGGCGCCGCCACAGCCCACUCGGAGCUACACACUGGACGCGUGAUUUUAUGACUAGUUUGUUGAUUUCUUCUCACAAAAACGGAAUAAAAUUCAGCACCAACAUGGAUUUGGACUCCAUGAAGUAUGCGGAUUUGCGAGGAAUCGCGAAGGAGCUCGGGCUGAAGGCGAACAUGAAGGUAACGGUUCUAAAUAUGAACUCAGAAAUACAUGAACGAUCCUGUUCACAGGCUUACACAGCGAUUGUGUGCUACCGUAAUGUAUGCUUUUGGUCGAAAUAAUCUCCUUUUUUUGUUCGAAAACAGGCCGAUAAACUUCUGAAAGCGAUCAAGCAACAUUACGAGGAGAAAAACAAGCAGAAGGAAAAGCAGGUGAGUUUGUACUGCCUAUGUCUGUGCUGUUUGAGUGUUAUAUCAGCCUUAAACUGUGCGUCCAUUGUGAGUAGGUCUUUCAAACAUAUUAAUAUAUUGUGUUUAUUUCCUCACAGGAACAAGAAAAUGAUGUUAGUGUAGUUGAAGAAACCCCAGCAGCACAGGACACUACUCAGGAAAAUAAAGAAGCAGCAUGUCAAGAAGUUUCCAGCACUAAUGUCUUUGUAAAUACACGCCGAGGCAAAGGAAACGGUACCAAGAGAAAGAUCUCUGAUACACCUGAAGUGACUGAGAGCGAGGAAAAGUCACCACCAAGUGCUGCAGAGGUAUUACACACCAUAACACACUUACAGAAUGACCCGAAAAAGCAGCAACACUGUGGGUUAGACGAAAAUCACUCAUCAUAGAGGUACAUUAUUAUGCAGAAAAGAGUCUCACAGUGUUACUUUUGUAUGGAAGGCAUUAUCAGACCAAAAUAUUGCAAUGAAAAUAACAUAUAAGGAAGAAAAAUGUACACUUUCAGUCUGUUCCAUGGUGCUGAUCUGACAAGGACAGCAGGGAUCAGAGGAAACAGGAUAGUUUAAUAAAAGUUUAAGCCUUCAUAUUUGAAAUAGAUGGAACUAAAGUGCGCUGACAAAAGCUAAAGAGGCAGUGUGACUUAUUUCACAAGUUGCAUUUCUCUCAUUUUAAAGAAGUAAAGACUACUUAAGUGAAAUAAACAGUGUUAGAUGAGGAGAUUUUAGCUGUUUGAGUUUGUCAUUUUCACCUAAAUAAUUGUUGUUCCUCUGAUUAAAUUCAGGAGUCGUGUGAACCCUCUGAUACCAGAGGUGCAAAGAAGAGAAAAGUGUCCUCAGCCAAGGACCAAACUGAAGCUGAUCCUCCUGAGGAGAAUCAGACCUCCGAUAACAAGGAUGAAGCCACCGUAGUUGUCAACGCAGGUAUGUCAGUUGGUCUCAUAAAUACAAAACAUAAAUUUAUGUACAUGAAUAUUUCUUGUUUUAGUUAGGCCUGUGUAUUUGUCUGAUUUGGUCUUUGGUAUUUAGAUACAGAUGUUCCAAAUAAAUCUUUUUAAACUAGGGAUGCCCUGAUCCGCUUUUUUCACCUCCGAUACGAUACAGAUAUCUACAGUUUAGUAUCGGCCGAUACCGAUGCAAUUCAGAUACAGAAAAGCCGUGUUGAAUUACCUUUUGUUGUAACCUGAAGUUUUACCACUGCCCCUCAGAACGUUUACUGUGCAGGUAUUGCAAGUGGCCGUCGAGUUCGUAGGCUGAGGUAUUGUGAUUAAGUUCAAGAUAAAAGACCCCUUCUGCUGGCCCCAUUUUGAAAACGAUGUGGGCAUCCACUCAGCGUGUUUACUUGUGGAUGCCACUCACAGUGCAUAGCAUAGAGUUUGACUGUGUAGAUCAGCCCCUGUGCAUCAGAACCAUUGUCACGAUACCUGAUCUAGAAUUUUCUUCAGUAUCGGGGCCGACAUCGAUAUUAAAUAUCAGAGUGGUGCAUCCUUAUUUUAAACUAUGAUAAGUGGAGGAAAUAGUUUUUAGAAUCUGCAUCCUCCAGCUUUACCUCAGAGUCUGUCUGUGAGAAAGAUAAAUCUGCUUUUGUAAGUAAGAGGAAAAAGGGUAGAGCAUGAAUCUAACGUGCAUCUAAGAGCUCUAUCAAUUCAUCUUAUCUUUACACUCAAAUGCAUCAGUGUUGUCAUAAAUCUUUAGUCAACCUGUGGCUCCUGAAGCCUGAUUUGUUGUUUUGUUUUCCUUCUAUGUUGUUGAAGUGAAGGUUACAAAAAUAUCUUUACCUCUUUCAUUUUCAAAAGCACCUAAAGUGGCUAAAACAGGAAGAAUCCCUCGAUACCAAGGAUCCCAGCAGAAGAACAAGCCACCUCUGAAGCCUGUUACUCCCAGUGAGUUUUUUCUCUAUUGUGCUCCUUUUCUCUCACAUUUCCGCACUGCUUUUCUAGAUUUUCCCCCUUAAAGUAACCUGAAAAAUGACUUAUUUAAAUGUUGUUUCUUUUGUAGACUUCAAAAAACUCCACGAGGCCCAUUUCAACAAAAUGGAGUCGAUCGAUUCUUAUGUCCAACGAAAGACCAAGCAGAUGGAGACGCUCAAGAACUCAGUGAAAGAGCUGAAGGUAUUAAAGCCGCUCCACAGUCUCGUCUGAAGGCUUUACAUAUGCGUGCUUUUCAGAUUAGGUUCUUAAAAAUCUGUAAUUUUCAUUUUCAGAACCUUGUGGACAAAACUAAAAUGAAGCAGGUUGAAAGCAAAACUCAGGCGGUAAGUAUCUGCUUCGCUCUGCUCUCCAGCUCUCUCGAGAUUAUUUAUGAUGUCGAUGACCUGAACGCUUUUAUUUCACAGCGGGCAAAUGCAAGUCGCACCUCCAUGUUCAGCCCCGCCCCCACGGGUAAAAAAGCCGCUGAGGAGCGGCGCAGACACACGCUGCUGUCCGCCAGUAAAGCUCCAAAAAACAAACCUGCGGUGAAGGAAGACGCUCCGUUCAGACCGUCUGUCCUCUCCACCCGCAGGAUCAACGUUCGGUGAGUGAUUCCAGAAUAUUUUGGAGUAACCUAGAGGAUGGUUGAACACUUGCAUCAGACUCUUACUUCCUUUCUGGUUUUCUGAUUGAACCCCUGAAAGUUUAAAAAAAGUGGAUUAAACGAUGUUUAGUGUUCUGGAGGCGGGGAGGGAGAGUGAUGUAGACUACAGCAGUGAGUGAGCCGCUUAUUCUCUGGGUUUAUGGGCUCACGGUUCACACACCUGUACCUUCAGGUGAUGGUUCAUUCAGGUGUCCACAUCAAACAGCAUGCAAACACGUCUGUCCAAAUCACAGCUCCUCUAAAUUUGACCCCGUCUGCAGCGGUUGGCAGCUCAGUUUCCAUCCUGGUUUCUCAACGAAGAGGCCGAGCUGACUGUGACUUAUUGUUGCUAACAGAAGUACCUCACUCUUAAAUCGACUGUAUUUCCGCAGAUUCUCUGAGGCCACUUAUGACAACGAGCACAAGAGAUCGAUGAUCAAGACUCCGGCACGUAUGUCUCCCUGUGUGGCCUCCAGCACCCCUCAGAAACAAGCAGCAGACGCAGGAAAGCCCAACAACGCUAAACCUUUAGCUCUCUCCGCCACAAAAACUCCAGGUACUUUUAUUUUUAACCUCUCAGUCAACAGAACAAAAUCUGAAUGUGUGCAUGUACAAAUAAGCACAGCUGAUUUUCUGUUUGCCCUAAUUUUGAAGCUGCGUUCGUUUUCACCGGCAACACGAGCACAACCGUGACCCCCGGGACUCAAAAGAAGCCGGCCUUCGACCUGAAGGCGAGUCUGUCUCGUCCCCUCGGCUACAAGCCCCACACAGGUACAGAACCGGUCCUCACUAACUGAAUAUCAGGAGUCUGGAAGAUCAAAAAUCCCUCAUGGUCGUUCUUUAUUUUUUUUUAAAGGUAAACUGAAGCCAUUUGGAGAGACAAACGAAAACACAGCAGCAAACAAGUCUCUGAUCUUAAACUCUCAUCAGAAGAAUUACAAACAGCACCAGGUCCAGACCAGGUCUGUCCUUCAUUCACGCUCUCAAAGCUGAUGGUGGUUUGUCUCCCUUGUGCAUCGUCCAAUGCAUGUGUCUGUUUCUGUCUUUAGGGGCGACAGGAGGGCGAAACAGGCGGAGGAGCGGAAACACAAGAAGGAGAACAUUCUUGGAGCGAGAAGAGGCCUGGUAAUGAUGUAAAAACAGUCACCCGGCCAGUUUGUGGACGUCUGUACAGCCUGUGUAAAUAUUCUCCUGUCCUACUCACUUCUUUAACAAACUUUUAAACUCCUGUUCGUAAAGUAGACACAACUUUUCUGCUCUGUCCAACAUAAAUACAGUUAUUUAGAUUUGUUCUAAAACUCUGAAUUACAUUUUUAACUCUGACGUUUAGAAAAUCGAUGUUUAGUUUUGCUACUUUGGAAACCGGGACUUGUUCUGAAAACUUGAUGUUUGCUGUUUUUACUUUUUUUGGGAUCGACUGAUAAAAAAGACUUUGAUGAAAAAUGUUUCCACAUCUCUGUUUUUACUUUUCAAACUGCUUUUACACUCUCCAAAAUAUACUGUUUUAAAAUAAUGAGACGCGGUGAUUUAUUAAAGCACCUGUAAGGGGUUUUUGACUUGUUA